Penicillium samsonianum is the source of this 789-nucleotide messenger RNA. Its product is annotated as RNase P/RNase MRP complex subunit. Gene Ontology annotation, molecular function: ribonuclease P RNA binding. The coding region runs from base 55 to 783 and encodes 242 amino acids. Gene Ontology annotation, cellular component: ribonuclease P complex; ribonuclease MRP complex. The transcript has 2 exons. Lineage: Eukaryota; Fungi; Ascomycota; Eurotiomycetes; Eurotiales; Aspergillaceae. The record is from RefSeq and is a predicted model, not a curated record. Gene Ontology annotation, biological process: tRNA 5'-leader removal; rRNA processing.
ACUCCCAGUCUACCAUCCCCUGGAAAGCCACACCAACAUCCAAGAUAACACAAAAUGGCCUCCUCGCCAGCGCCAAAAACCCACAUUGCGCACACCCUUCUCUCACGCGCCCACUCCCCAGACAGCGCAACGCAACAAUUCACCGAGCGCAUCAAACAAAAACCACUCUUCCUCCGCGCAACCUCCCCCUCAGCAUCCGACAACCGCUCCCGGCGCCGCCUCCACCGCCUACGCAAGAAAGAAUACUUCCUCCGACACCAGAAGCCGCAACCGCUGUCAGCGCGCGAAAAGCGCAAGUCAGGGCUGUACGACCUACCCAAGGAAGAAUGCAAAUACGCUAUUUUUAAGGGCCUUCAUGAGCUGUGGGUUGGGUAUAUGCAAGAGAUCUUGGAUGUGAAGGCCGGACCACGUGGCCAUGUUUCGCCGGCGUCGCAUGGAAGUAAGCUUGUCAGUGCCGAUUACCAUGGGGCUGAGGUCGAGGUUGUUAGGAGUGGGUGUGCUGGGAGGGUUGGUGCUAAGGGGAUUGUGGUGCGGGAUACGAAGUUUACAUUCGUCAUUGUUACUGAGAAGGAUGAGAUGAAGACUAUACCGAAGGAGCACACUAUCUUCCGGUUCACAGUGCCUGUGCCAGCGCCGUCUGAGGGCGUGCAGGAUACGCUGACUCAAUCUGAUGCAAAAGCUCCCAUGCCGUUGGUUUUCGAGCUGCAUGGAAACCAGUUCGAGAAUAGGCCUGUGGACAGAGCUAAUAAGAAGUUCAAGUGGAGGAAUAUCGAUUACAUUUAAGAUGGC